AUGAGCAAAACAUCUACGAUCAUUACUAAUCUGACUGCUGGUGUCCAAUAUACAAUAACUGUUACUGCAGUGGCAGAUGAUGGUCACAUUGAAGGACAGAGUACUAUUGUAUCUCCGUACACAAAGCCUGAUGUAGUCAGAAAUCUCAGUGUCAGUGAAAUCACAACAUCCUCUGUGUCUCUGACCUGGACUAAACCUGAAGGAAACAGCCCCUUCUAUAGAGUACAGUGGACUGCUGGGACAGACAACUGGGGUGUUACUGUCAAUGAAACAAAAAUGAAUGUCACCUCACUGACUGCUGGAGUGCAGUACACUUUUACCAUCAUUGCAGUGGCUGGAGAUAAUGAAACAGUAGGAGAGGCAAAGACAGUUUCACAGUAUACAAAGCCUGAUGUAGUCAGAAAUCUCAGUGUCAGUGAAAUCACAACAUCCUCUGUGUCUCUGACCUGGACUAAACCUGAAGGAAACAGCCCCUUCUAUAGAGUACAGUGGACUGCUGGGACAGACAACUGGGGUGUUACUGUCAAUGAAACAAAAAUGAAUGUCACCUCACUGACUGCUGGAGUGCAGUACACUUUUACCAUCAUUGCAGUGGCUGGAGAUAAUGAAACAGUAGGAGAGGCAAAGACAGUUUCAAAGUAUACAAAACCUGAAGUAGUCAAAAGUCUCAGUGUCAGUGAAAUCACAACAUCCUCUGUGUCUCUGACAUGGACUAAACCUGAAGGAAACAGCACCUACUAUAGAGUACAGUGGACUGCUGGGACAGACAACUGGGGUGUUACUGUCAGUGAAACAGAAAUAAAUGUCACCUCACUAACUGCUGGAGUGCAGUACACUUUUAACAUCACUGCAGUGGCUGGAGAUAAUGAAACAGUAGGAGACACAGAGACAAGCCUGAUGUAG
Molecule: messenger RNA, 903 nt
Organism: Scomber japonicus (chub mackerel)
Lineage: Eukaryota; Metazoa; Chordata; Actinopteri; Scombriformes; Scombridae
Product: receptor-type tyrosine-protein phosphatase eta-like
Exons: 5
Coding region: 1-903 (300 amino acids)
Molecular function (GO): protein binding
Source: RefSeq, a predicted model, not a curated record